Toxotes jaculatrix (banded archerfish) is the source of this 1034-nucleotide messenger RNA. It is a transcript of the gene isg15, whose product is annotated as ISG15 ubiquitin like modifier. Gene Ontology annotation, molecular function: protein tag activity; ubiquitin protein ligase binding. Gene Ontology annotation, biological process: modification-dependent protein catabolic process; protein ubiquitination. Gene Ontology annotation, cellular component: nucleus; cytoplasm. The record is from RefSeq and is a predicted model, not a curated record. NCBI's taxonomy places the organism in Eukaryota, Metazoa, Chordata, Actinopteri, Toxotidae. Bases 121 to 588 code for a protein of 155 amino acids. The transcript is spliced from 2 exons.
UCUAACCGCAGCCACAGCUGCUGCCGAGCAUCUCUUACUGAUUGUCGCCGUUUGAAGACUUGGAAGUUUCUUGUAUUUUCGAAGGAGUUUGCAGUUUAUUCUCAUAAGACCACUUUCAACAUGGAUAUAAUAAUCAUUAUGCUGGGUGAGACCCACCGAAUGAGGGUGCACCCACAGGACACCGUUGGCUAUCUGAAAAAAGUCAUCCAGGAGAAGCUGGGAGUCCCCACUCAGAGGCAGAAGUUGGCCAUCGUCAACGGUCAGAGGACGGACCUGAGCGACGACUCCAAGUCUGUCAGCUACUACGGUCUAGAGUCCGGCUCCACGGUGUCCCUGCUGGUGACCCAGCCACCGGCCACCAUCCAGGUUUUCGUGAGGAACGACAAAGGGCAGAUAAGCACCUAUGAUAUCAAACCAGACGAGACUGUCAGCGACUUCAAAACCAAGGUCCAGUGCAGAGAGGGGGUGGCUGCGAGCCAGCAGAGGCUGGUUUUCCAGGGCCGGGAGAUGAACGGCGGGAAACUAUCCGACUACAAAGUCGAAGCGUUGAGCACCAUCGACCUGUUGCUCCGUCUGAGAGGAGGCUGAGGACACUUUGACCCCGUUAACUUAUAUGGAAGUCAUGUUAAUUAUUUUUAUUUAAUGUAAACGAUGAUCAGAUAGCCUUAAACACAGUGUUUCCUGUUGAUGUGUAUGUUUGAAAAAAAAAAAAAAAAACAUCAGCAAUACAUUCCUACUGUGACCCCGUUAACUUAUUUGUUAGUCAUGUUAAUUAUUUUUAUUUAAUGUAAACGAUGAUCCAAUAGGCUUAAACACCAUGUUUCCUGUUGAUUUGUAUGUUUAUUUUGGGAAAACAAACAAACAAUGCAUUCCACCGUGUGUAACAGUCAUGUCAAAAACCAUAACCGUGUUAUGUUUUGACUUAAUAUUUUCUUUUCGCCCUGCACAUUUUUGAUGAAUACAUGUUUAAAUUGAUUAAGAAAUAAGAAUUAACUGUGUAUUAUUGAAAUUAAAUUUCUAUUCCCUAAUGUGAA